UUGUCGUUUAACGUCGGAUCGACGCGUGCAAGUGUGUGUGCAUGUAUGAGUGCAGUUUCRUGUAUAUUUGUUCGGAUUAUUAUUAUUAUUAAAAUAAUAUUUCGUGAUAAUUCAUGGGCAAUACACCUGUGACAUAACUGAUUUGACGACACCAAAAUAACUCCAUUGCACUUGCCAAGAUGAAUGUACUUUGCUUGAAAUUACGUCGUAAUCACCAAGUAUGGUCUCCAGAAACGACCGAAAACAUCAAACAUUCAAAGGCGUUUAAUUCAAAAGCCGAUCGAUUGCAAUAUAUUGAACAAUUAAGACAAACGAUGUCCUUGCAGAUGCYGGUGACGGAAGACACGCCUCCCGACAUGUUGUCUGGGGCAAUGGAUCUGAACGUGAUUCUGCCUAACGGUUCCGUGAUCAAGAUGAGCGUCGAGAGAAGGUCAGUAUCCAUUGAGAUUAUCCGGCGUGCCUAUGCCUAUAAUAAUAAUAAUAUACUAAUAUAUACUACCGGGAAACUGCAACGGUUGCGUUUUCUAAAUUGCUGUUUGCGACCUUUGACACCUUUUAAUCGUAUUCUCUCCCUCUCUUUUACAGGUGCCCUAGAUACGUGGACAGUAAACAUCAUUCCUAAAAACUUGAGUAAAAAUGGCAGGUAUCAAAGCCAGUCCAUUAUGAAAUGCAUCACAAAACCGUUCGAACAAACGUUCCGUCUUCARGUACAUUUACCGAGAAAUCAGUUGUACGUGUCCCGAAUAAGUCCAAAAACGCAGCUUAACAGCAUUCUCAAGCAAGUAUGUUUCGAAAAAAAUCUUGAUCCGGCCAAGUAUACGUUAAGGAAACCAGACAAAUUGAACGAGCCCUUGGACUUGAGUAAAACAUUAGUCGAGUACAAAAUACAACAAUUGUCUCUGGUGUUGAAUACAAAUAGAGCUCUCAUCGGUGGUCUAUCUUCAGAUGACAUCAUGUCCCGGACACCCAAAAAAUUUUCGUGUGAUGAUAGUUUGAGUAGUGGUAGUUUGGGUGGUAGAAGUUUGAGUCCGACUAGAUCAGAUGAAUCUUCAGACACCCCRCGUAGACAUCCAAUAAUGGUCAAAGUAUUGCCAUCCAGGCCAGUCCGAAAAAGAAGACUAGCACCAAAACCACCAUCGCAACAACGAAAUGCUCAAGAACAAACAAUAAUUUCACAUUCRMGAAAUAGUUCUGAUAGUAGUGGAUACCAUGAAUCUUCAGUCCUUAGUGAUGCUGUUGAUUGCAGUGUUGGAAUGACGAGGUCUGGGAAUUUUUCUACUACUAAAACGUCUGGCCCGACCAUGUCGCGUUCAAUGACCAAUCUCCAAGCUUGCGGACAAAAUCAGAACCAGUUUUCCGAAAUGCCUUUUAUGUCUAACAACAUAGGUCAAUCAAAACACUCCGUAUCUACUACAUCACUCAUAUCUAUUCAAAGUCGUAAAAAGAAAGCUGCACCCCUACCACCACUAGCCAAUAAACCCAAACUUGCACCACCACAAGAAGAAUCUGAAAGCGAACCGGAAACACAGAGAAAAUCGCAAACACUGCCUGUUACUACAAAACUGUAUAUAGCAGAUCCACAACAAAAAUCAAAAACUGUUUCCAGAAUAGAACUGAAUAAUAAUUUAGUUGAACCUAAUCUAUCCCCAGCAACAUCCUCGUUGUCGUCACUUAGUCGAUCCGAUGUAGAUAGAGAUUUGACUGAACCCACAUCUCCCACAUCCUCGAUUGUAAUAGGUUGUAAAUACUUAUCCAAAUCGGAAGUGAAAUCGAAAAGGCCAGCGCCUAAACCACCUAUACGAUCUUCGACCAUAAACCGACCACAGGCGUCCAGCAAACCUGGAGAUUUGACAACAGUACCUCGAUUAUCUUCAGGUUCAACUGCCGACGAAGACGAAUUGCGUAUGGACGAUGAAGAAAUCGAUCGUAUAUUCGGAGAUGCAACUAGUGGUUACGAUACACCGUCUAUCGUUACCAUUAAAGAAAACAACACAGAAGUUACAGAUAUUGAAUGGGAAUACAAAUUGCCUGACCCUCCUUCGGCAUUUAGAGAUGACCAAUCUCCUGCAAUGACGAUGUUCGAUACAGUAACCAUCGGCAACCUUAAAGAUGUCGUCCUUCAGGAGGAACCUACUAUUAAUCCAGUUGAAGUGAAAGAGGAUAAGAUCACAGCUGAGGAGUCUGUAAAGAAAAUAAUUGGGGACGAAUACCACUGUUUCCCUCAAGACUCGGGAAUUGGAUCAGAUGAUUCGUCGUUGCCAUCCAGUUGUGAAGAAAAAAUACACGCAGACGAAAAACCCAUUAAAAUUGUCGAACCAAAAGAAUCUAAACUAAACAAUUUUAAAAUUGUGGCUUAUGAUGAAGAUUGCUCUAGGCCCACAGAAAUAUUCUGUGAUGAUUCGGUUAAAACGUGGAAGACAACACAAAUAGCUCGAGAAUCAAAUCCUGCAUACAAAACGCAAUCCACGAACUCYGUUAAUAGACACAAGUCGUUCAGUAUGGAUAGAACUAACUUAUCCGUAACAGUCAAACGAAGUACGUCACAUAUAAGUCUCUUGAGUGGUAAUAUAAAACCAUCGAAUCGAUUGGCCAAACACUAUAUUGGACGAACUUAUUCUUCUGAACGACUUAAUUAUGACGACAAGUCUCCAGUAAAAAGAUCGUUUAGCGUAGACAACAUAACAGAAGAUGCGCUAGAAAAUUGUCAAGACGACAACGACAGCGAAAACGAUAUAAUACCAAAAAAAAUUGAACCUACAUUAGAACAAUCUUCUCCCUUACACUCUCUUCAGAUAUUAAAAACAAUUCUCCCUCAAAUUAAAGAUCACAAAGAAAAUACUAAAAAUGAUAAUUUAAGUUUCGACGUUGUUUCCAAUAUUCCGAAUACAUCACUUUCGGAAACGAUAUCAGAAACAAACAACGGACGUCCGAACAACGAGAACGACGACCUCGAAACGAAUGCGUCAAYGCCAAAAGUAGAAGCAACGAAAUCCGACGAACUGCAAGCGACCGUGGCUUUUCCUAAACCCAUUAAGUGUCACGAAGUCAUGUGUGAGCAGAAACCUGUGACCGCGGAGACACCAGCUACCGCGCAACACGUCCAAUCCAAAAACAAACUCCACGUCGAGCCUGAUGGUAAAAUCGGCAUGUCGGAUGUGCAACGCGAUUCCGGCCGUGACGACAAACCGGAAGCCCGAAUACCUUCCGCAGUCGACAAGGACGAAAAGGUCGGCAAGAGGUAUUUGUACACUGGUCCCCCGAAAAUCAGUCUAUCCACGUGGAACGAACGUCCCAAGAGACAGGUGAGCAUCAAGACCGACCGGGACUACGUCAUCGGCAUCAGAGAGAGGUUACAGAUGAGGGCCGGAAACGGUGCGGAACACGCGAACGGAUCGUCGGACGAGUCGGGCCACUGCCAAGACAAGCCCGUGUCCAGGGUGCCGAUAGUGAAGUCGGUCGAACUGAAGAAACCGUACGCCGAACAGCUGCAGACGGCUAGCCCGGUGUUGGCCCUGUCCGAAGCGAUCAAAGCCCAAGCCAAACUCAGCAACGGUUACGGUUACCGCGGCGGUCGAGCGGUCUCGUUGACGGCGGGCGAACACGACGGCAGCGUGGUGUYGAGACCGUUGGAAAAGAAAUCGUCCGCCGCCGACAGCAGCUCGUCGCCGUCGUCGUCGCACACAUUUGGCAAACUGCAAAUGGGCCGGUAUAGAAAACCCAGGGAAAUUUCAACGAACAUCGAUCCCAGGGAAAAUCUGCUCGAGUCGAUCAGAUCGUUCGGAGGCCGAGACAACCUGAGGAAAAUCAGGGCAUAGUAUAUACUGUAUUCAAAACAGACUAUUAUUAUCGUCCACUAGACGCACUAACAUAUUUUUACUCGAUUAUUGUUAUCAGAUACGUGAUGGUUCGAAAUCGUAAUGAUAUAUAUAUAUAUAUUAUUACAACCGCAUUAUCGGCCCUAGUGUAGGUAGUAGAUGGUUUUGUUCGUUUCGCAUUUGAACCUCGAAAACGAAUACAAUAUUACGGUCAAUUAUUUUUAAAGGUUUCCGCCUGUUGUAUAACCUGCUGUGAUGGCUCAUAUUAUUAUCAUCGUUUGAACUAUAAAUUAGCGACGCAGCUCUUUUAACACGGCAUGUCCGAAUGCAAAUAUAAGACUUUAAAUAUUUAUCAUCCACUCGUGCGAUUUGCUCUCGUUCCUUGAUUUUUAUAUAAAAAUAAUUUUCUGAUCAAAAUCACGAAACCAAAAUGCGUAUACCGUUCUGAYUAUUGCGAUUCGUUUAUUGAAUCCGUCAAUUUUCUUUAGUUGGAGAUCGCCGAAUUUAAAUUGAAAAUUUCCUCAUUAUAAACUACAUGGCGCUCAACAAAACUUUUCGUUUGCAAUCACAGUCCUGUUUUCUGUGUUUCUGUUGUGAUUGAAACACUGACUAACACCUU
Messenger RNA from Diuraphis noxia (Russian wheat aphid), 4434 nucleotides. RefSeq lists its product as uncharacterized. Gene Ontology annotation, molecular function: actin monomer binding. Lineage: Eukaryota; Metazoa; Arthropoda; Insecta; Hemiptera; Aphididae. The record is from RefSeq and is a predicted model, not a curated record. Gene Ontology annotation, biological process: signal transduction.